Molecule: messenger RNA, 2439 nt
Organism: Siniperca chuatsi (mandarin fish)
Lineage: Eukaryota; Metazoa; Chordata; Actinopteri; Centrarchiformes; Sinipercidae
Exons: 2
Coding region: 1043-1969 (308 amino acids)
Source: RefSeq, a predicted model, not a curated record
AUUUUUGAUCCCAUGGCUAUUAAAACAUAAAACACUGCAAUCUAUGAAAUCAGGCUGUCAUGCAGGGCUCCUGGCUUCAAAAUUGUAAUUUUUACUAUUCCACUAUUAUUCAUUACUAUUUCCACCAGAUGGCGCCCGUUGCCCAUGUUUGGCCUAUAGGGGAAAUGCAUUUCCUGAUUUCCUGUAGGGGAGUUGAUCCUCUAUAAUGGAACAAAUACCGAAUAUGUUUGAAACUGAAAUGAUGUGUGUGUAAUGAUAUGGAUGUCGGAGAGUGGUGUGUGUAAAAAAAAAUUGUGUGCAUGUGCGUGUGCAUUUACCAGCUAUGGCAGUAUCCAGAGAUAUAAAUUAUAUGAUGCAAAAGUUAAAAUGCAUGCGUCAUAUCUCUCUCCCUCUCUCACAUUUAUGUACACACCAUAACCCCAUCCACCUACUCAUACACACAUGCACGUGCACCCUGAGGCCUUCAAACUCAAUGGGGGCUAUAUAGCAUGAUCCUAUAAGCCAGGAGGAGGUGGUUCACAUGUUAUUAUUUUUCAUUCGCUCUGUUUCAUUUCUCUUUGGCGUAAAAUGUGAGCUUGACUUUGAUGUAUAAGUUCAAUGCCCCUCUGUAAUUUCUCCUUAUGAUAUGCACACCACACGCACCUCCACAGAGGCCCAUAGCCAUGCACUCACAUGCACUCCGAAGUAAUAAAAACAUGAGAAAUCUUGCAGCGCUUCAAAGAUGCCCCUGCAAGGAAAACGAAAACAAACUCCAGCUUUAUUUUUGAGACCCUCAGAGAAUUUAUACUGGUGCUGUCGCAGCCAAAUCUAUAAAUAUAUGUAGCUUGGAGGGAACUAGUCAUUUCAUAUCUGACAAGAUGGAGAAACAGCAUUUCACAAUGGAAGAAGCUAUGGAUGUCAUUAUGCGCUCUGACAGCGAGCAGGAGGAAGAAUCCAGAACUCAGGAUGAGGACACAGACUCAGAGGAUGCAGAAUACCAACCGGAGUCUUCCGCUGAUUCGUCAGAUGUCUCCUCUGAGAGUGGGAGGACACGGAGGAGACAAUGGCGGAAUGGCAGGCAAAGUCUGGUCUCCCACACACGCGCUACAUUUCAGCACCCACUGGUGUGAUCCCUGGACCCACAAGCUACACCACCGCCCGGAUUAGCACCCUGAGGUCCAGCUUUGAUCUCUUUCUGACUGACAAAAUCAUCCAGCUUUUGGUGGACAUGACUUACAGCGGAGACGUUCCAUGGAGGAGUGGAGAGAGGUCGAUGCCACAGAAAUACAGGCGUACAUGGGGCUGCUUCUUCUGGCCAGUGUGUACCGGUCAAGAAAUUAAUCAUCACGGACCAUAUUCCGAGCCACCAUGUCCCAUAGUCAGUUCAAUCAACUCACACGUGAGAUUUGAUGACAGGCUGACACGACCUGCUCAUCACAGAGAGGACAAGCUGGCUGCCUUCUGCACAAUUUGGGAGAAGUGGACACAUCGCCUCUCCUUACUUUUCAACCUGGGCCGGGACAUCUGCGUGGAUGAACAGCUGGUACCAUUCAAAGGCUGCUGUGUGUUCCGGCAGUACAUGCCAAACAAACCGGCUAAAUAUGGCAUAAAAAUUUGGGUCACCUGUGACAUUGGAACAUCCUAUGCCUGGAGGAUGCAAAUUUACACCGGGAAACCGUCUGGUGCUGCCGUGGUGGUGAACCACAGCAAGCGGGUUGUCCUGGACAUGAAGGAGGGGCUCCAGGGGAACACAGUCACUUGUGACAAUUUUUUUACCACUUACUCACUUGCUGAGGAGCUGCUGAAGAGGAAGAUGGCCCUGGUUAGAACGAUCCGCAAAACUAAGCCGGAGCUUCCCCCACAGCUGCUUAAAACCAGACGGAGAGCGAUCUUCUCCUCCCUCUUCGCGUUCACAAAAACGCACACAGCGUUGUCGUACAUCCCGAGACGGGGGGAAGAAUGUGCUGUUGCUCAGCGUAAGGCACCGUAAGCUGGUGGUGAGUGAUGGGGAAAAAAAGAAACCCCAAAUCAUCGUGGACUACAAUUGCUGAAAGGGAGGUGUUGACAACCUGGGAAAGCCGUGGAGCCGUCCUGGGACCAGGCCAAAACCUUCAGAAGGAGACUUUUCAUGGAGGAGCUGGGGAGGAUGCUCAUAACCCCACAAAUGGCAAGAAGAGCACGCUUCCCACGCAUACCAGCUGCUGCAGCCAUGGUGGCGGCUGAAAAGCAGCCAAACCCGCAGCCAGAGCAAGACACCACUGCCAAAAGGAGGAGGCUGUGCGAGUUUUGCAGAGAGAAAAAGAAAGAAAAAUUGCCACCACCUGCUGCAAACAGUACAUUUGCACGGGGCACACUUCAGCCAUUUGCAGCUCCUGCUUUACCUGAACUGAUCUCUCUCUCCCUCUAUCUUUCUCUCUCUCUCUCACACACACACUCACGCACACAAUGUCUCUCUCUCUC